Molecule: messenger RNA, 2122 nt
Organism: Acanthochromis polyacanthus (spiny chromis)
Lineage: Eukaryota; Metazoa; Chordata; Actinopteri; Pomacentridae
Exons: 3
Coding region: 1230-2069 (279 amino acids)
Source: RefSeq, a predicted model, not a curated record
AGACCCAUGUUUCUGAAGGCACAAGGGUCUAGGCACGCUCGACAGGGAGGGAGACCGGCUAAAAGGUUGUCUAUCAAAUCACUCUGCAGCAAUUGGGUAGGUAUACAACCAAUCAGUGCAACGAAUAGGCUCCUAGAGCGCCGGAAAUCAGAGGAUGCGGUAGUUCGGUGAAGCCUUAUUUAUACAGUCAAUGGGUGAAGCUCAAGUAUAUUACAGACAUGUUAACAGAAAGAUUAUUCAGAGUCGGUGCUAAUGGAGCUCAACGACUGUUGUUGUUUUUGUUGUCGACCCCUGGUAGAGAAUUAAAUUCGUUGCGCCUCUGUCAUCACUUAGUUACGCCCGCCUUCUGACUCUACACUUCAUGGUGAUUCAUCGGCCAGUUUUAGGAGAAUCCAACCUCGAGCCUUAUGGAGGGUAACUAGACCCACCCUGGCAGAGAAUUAAAUUUGUUGCUGUGGGUUGUCUAGCGCGGCUAGGCUAGACUUGAGCAAUAUGUGCAAUAGGAAAAUAAGAGUGUGACAAAUUUAAUUGUCUGUUCAGUGACCAAAUAGGCUUCUGUAGUUAUUAACAAGUUGUAUUACUGAGACUCUGUUGACGGUAAGAAUGAAUGUAAGAAUUUUAUUUGCUGACAUCCUGUGUGCAUCUGAUCUUUUGAAAUGCUCUAUUGAUGAUUAAUAGUCUUUAAAAUUUUCGCAUUUGUGGUUGGUAUUAAAAUCAGUAUUUGUUACAACAAAGACAACCCCUUCCUUUUUUCAGUGUGGAGAGACAGCACUAACAUCUACAUAAUACACAUUUUAUGUAGAACUGUAGACUCUGUACUCUACUGAAUCUGAAGUUAAAGUCCAGUUGAGUCACUGAACCGCUACAUUUUAGUCUCACCUGUACUUCGGCCUCAUUCACCAUUGAAGUGAUUGAAAGUAGGGCAGAGAUAUGAGUUCACAUGUGGGUUUAUCUCAUUUGACACAGAUAAGUGGAGGGUUGGUGUCUGUCACUGUUUUGUGAACCUGAGGCUGAAGUCCAGCUUUAACUGGACAGGAGAGGCUUCAGUCAGUGAACUAAUCUGAAGUCUGCAGUUGUGUUUGCAUUCUGGUGCUUUUCAAUCAGUCAGAGCAGGCAAAUUUAGCGUGGGGUUUGAAGAUCCGAGGACAGCCAACAACAUAUUCCUACGCUGUGUUUCAUCACACAGGUGGCUCUUCUCAGCUUGGUUUGACAGCAGAGGAACAGGAAGAAUGAAGUGUUUUAGAUACUGGCUGUCAGCAGCUGUUUUGCUGCUGCUUAGCGUGACUGGAUGUGACACUGAGCAUCUCCAGGCAGAAAACCUCCAUCUUCUUCCCUCAGAUGAGCAAAUCUCAGUCCUGAACCGGGGAAUGAGAGCGCUGCCCAGAGACUGCUACGAAAUGCUGAUGGCUUCUUCAGGUCAGGCCAGAGACGGUGUGUACCUCAUCCAGCCAGGUGACUCUCCCAUCGUUGCCUACUGUUCCAUGCAGGAGGGAGGCUGGACGGUGGUGCAGCAUAUCACCAUUAAUAGUAGCGUUAAUUUUGAUCGCACCUGGGCUGAGUACAAAGACGGCUUCGGGGAUGUUACUGGGGAUCACUGGCUUGGGAAUGAACACCUCCAUCAGCUUACCCAUGGUCCUGCACGCUAUAAGCUAGGAGUGAAACUCGUGGAUCAAGAUGCCGUCACCAAGACAGGGGAGUACGAUCCAUUCCUGGUGGAGGAUGAGUCAUCAGCAUACAGGCUGAGGCUGGGUUUGUUUGAGGGUACAGCUAUAGACGCUCUGACCCUGGACACUGAAAACUACCUGCAUGACAACCAGAGGUUCACCACUAAAGACAGAGACAAUGACAAUUACUUCCAAAACUGUGCCAAGCUGGAGUUUCAAGGGGUUCCAGGAGGAGGUUGGUGGUACGACGCCUGCGCUGGUGCCAAUCUAAACCGCAGGAAUGUCAUCUACUGGCAAAAGGACUGCAACAAGGAGCGGCUGUGUAAAUAUGCGUGGAUGAUGGCGAGACCUUCAGACACAGUUAAACUGAUUCCAAGUGGAGACUGCAAGAAGGAUGAGCUUUAAAGGACAUCAUUCUCUCCCAUCAUUUCUGCCUGACUUUAGUUUCUUUCAAGAUU